UGUUCCGUAUGCAGCGAGCACAGAAAGAAGUAAGGUGAUGACGUACAGCUACCCGAUCAUUUACUCAAGACAGUCGGCAGUCUACAAGAAAACAGAAAUGCAGAUGACAAAAUGGACUGCUUUAACGUCUUGCUUCAAGUGGGAGAUCUACCUGUAUGGUCUCAUAACCAUGUUUGGCGUAAUCAUCCUGUUUCUGAUUCUGCAAAAAGUGAAUCCAAGACAUGGUGAAUUAAAGCACGGCCUACGAGUAUCUGACAUUGCGUUUCUGGGGAUAUUCAUCCCCUUACGCCAAGGUGUUGCAGCCACUCCAGACUCAUCGUCGUCAAAAGUUCUUCUUGGAUUCUGGUGGAGUUUCUGUAUCGUAAUCACCUCCGUGUACACAGGGAACCUAUUCGCAUUUCUAACUGUCACUAAGGAAUAUGUUCCAUUCAGUACGCUGGAAGAAGUGAGUCAACAGGACGAGUACGAUGUCGGAGUUUCCAGAGGGAGUUACAUAGACCUAUCAUUACAGGUGUGGUGGUAUAGCUUCACCAAUAUGUGAAUGGUACGAUCGUAUGGACUAAUCCUUGAUGGACAUGGUGACUCUUCCGUGGAGAGGAAAGUGCUUCACAGCAGAGAUGUUUACUUGGGUGAAACCAACGAGCAUAGGUAUGGUGAUGACAUAAUACCCCACGAUCUACGGAUCCUGGCUUAACUACAUGAAAGGGACACAAGUAUGAAUAGCGAAUUGUUGUGCCUUAAUAAACCACUGUUCCCCCCUGUCCCGUUCCCUGUGUCAUGUGAUCAUGUCCCCUGCCUCCAGUAAAUGUGUUCUCACUAUUCUAUAAUUACAGUCCUACAUUUGCAUUAUGAGAUCUAGUUGUUGCAACCAAGGGAACGAAGUACAUUAAGAUGAAUUGUCAAAUUAUCAAAUUAUUAUCCAGUCAUAACGUUAAACCUUUAGUUACUAUUUCUACUUAGCUACGGGUGAUGUUAUAUCGAUUGAUGCAUCUUUACACGCCGACGCAAUGUAUACGUGGAACGAUACAUUAGGAUAUGCGCCUUAUGUUAACAAAGAUUGGAAGAUAAAUACCGUUUUCUACUACACUGUCCUCCAUACCAUGACGUGAGAGUGCGUAAUUGUUAAUAGGUUUUUGCACUCAUAGACUUGGAAACUACACAAUAUGAAUUAUCGUUACGUCUGUCCCACGCUUUGCUUCUCAGAAAA
Haliotis rufescens (red abalone) is the source of this 1207-nucleotide messenger RNA. RefSeq names its product glutamate receptor 1-like. NCBI's taxonomy places the organism in Eukaryota, Metazoa, Mollusca, Gastropoda, Lepetellida, Haliotidae. The record is from RefSeq and is a predicted model, not a curated record. Gene Ontology annotation, molecular function: ligand-gated monoatomic ion channel activity. Bases 38 to 541 code for a protein of 167 amino acids. Gene Ontology annotation, cellular component: membrane. The transcript is spliced from 3 exons.